UGCUCAUAGAUAUACGACUCGCGUAGAAGACGACUCUUGGCCCAUAGCACUCUGAGGAAGCAGGGGGUCUCGCUACCAGUAGCAUUCGAAAUGGCUUUGCAACCCCACAAGAUUGUGCCGACUGGCCAUUGGCAGCGCCCCAAUAGCUCCGAUCUGCCAAUGAGAGGCGUGAUGGUUAUAGACUCAAGGCUGCUCGAUGUAGCUGCAGCGCCGAAGGGAUCAGAAAUAGCGCUAGGCCUGAAUCAUCCACAGAGGUUCCAUAGGAGCAACAACGAUCGGCUUCACGAAUGUGAAGGGGAGAACACAGCUCCUCUCACAGGGGAAAAGCCAUCCAAAGUGGCUAAUAGGCAGAGUAAAUAUGGUCAAGAGGAAUCGUACAGUAUCUUUGCAGGCAUCCACGUUGGAGGGCCGGGAGAUUUCGCCCGCUUGGUCCAUGGAGAGCACAUAGUGUCCGAUGCCCUUGGAACGUUUAGCCGUACCGUCGCUGUACUUUAUGAACGGCAGCUUACCAACCUCUGCUUUGCAGAUGCCACCGCGUGUGUUGGAGAAGGCCCAGAGGUUGCCCUCAAUCACCAUCAUUCCGACGCAAUGGAUUCGCCAGUAGCUCUCCCACAUGCGGGGAAGGCAAGUUGAGAGUUGGCCAUGACUUUUCGUAUCCGUAGCUGGUAUACGCGCUCCCUUAAGUUCGACGAAUGAAGCCAUGUCAUGCCACCU
Linderina pennispora is the source of this 714-nucleotide messenger RNA. RefSeq lists its product as uncharacterized. The transcript has a single exon. Lineage: Eukaryota; Fungi; Kickxellomycota; Kickxellomycetes; Kickxellales; Kickxellaceae. The coding region runs from base 91 to 633 and encodes 180 amino acids. The record is from RefSeq and is a predicted model, not a curated record.